GCUUUUUUUCACUUCCCAGGGCAAAGAGGAGGCUCAACCCCCCCCCAAAAAAAAACCCUUUGCAAAGGAGUCUGGAGGAGAAGGCGGCAGACAUAUUUUCUCCCUUCCCCACCUCUCCUUUUUAAAGGAUCCUUUAUUUAAUUCCCAGUCUUCUUUUUUGCAAGCCCUCCUUUUGCAAUGCAGCUUUUGCUUCUCCUCUUUGCCUUCCUUUCUUAGGAGCUUCCAUGAUGAGGCCCUGAAGAAGCAAAAGGGGGAGAUUCGUGUUUUUUUUUGGAGGGGGGAAUCUUUUGCUUUGGGGUCUGUCUCCUUUUUGGCAAGGAUUUUAGGAACUCAACAGUUCCCCUGGUUGGGUUCUUUCUUUCUUUCAUUCCUUCCUUCCUUUCUUUCUUUUGUAUCCGCUCCACCCGCAUUUUUUUUAGGAAUUCCUUUAGCAUCGCCUUUGCUUCCUAUCUUUAAAAAAUCUUUGCAAUUUUAAUGUGUGUGUGUGUGUGUGUGUGUGUGCAAAGAGAUUGCAAGGUUUUGGGUGACUUUGAGUUGUAAUUUUUAAUUUUUUUACUAAGAGAUUGCAAAGGUUUGGGCGGCUUAAAAUCUGAUUUUUUUUGCUACACACGGAUUGCAAAGAUUUCGGCGACUUAAAUUGCAGUUUUGGGUGUUGUGUGUGUGUGUUUUUACAAAGAGACGGCAAGGUUUGGAUGCCUGAAGUUUUAAUGAUAUUUUUUUUUUGGUGCAAAGAAACUGCAAGGUUUGGAUGCCUGAGAUUGCAAUUCUUUUCGAUGCCAAGGGACUGCACGCUUUGGGGUGACUUCGGAAAAAGAGAAAUCCAGUAACUGGAAACCUUUUAGUUUGAUUUUUUGGGUGAAUCCCAAGGAAGUGAUCCCCUCCAUUUCCACCCCAAAAAUAAAAAGGAGCGCAGGGGGUCCCAAAACCGAGGAGAGGGAGGGAGGGAAAGAUCCAGCUUUUUCCUCUUGCCAUGGGAGAACUUUGGAGCCAAAGCCCAAGGACUUGGACACCUGUUCCAGUUAUAUUUAUGAACUUUUCUGUUCUGAAGCUGCUGAAUAUCUUUGGUAGAACUGUACCUAUGUAACUAUAAUUCUUCAGUGUUGUGAACUUUGAAGGAUGUCUCCAUUAAACCACAAGAACGUAGCUGAAUGUAAGACAGAAGUGCUCUACCAUGCCUGGAAAGGACAGCUCUUCAUUCAGGAUCAGCAAGUAUGUGACAUUGUUCUCCAGUCACCUUCUAGUAUUUCCAUCCCAGCACAACUGCCGGCAAAACUAGAGAUGCAACAUGCUGUGGGUGUAUCUGAAUUGAGAAAAAAAUUACCGGAGGCAGCAUUUAGAAGAAAAAAUUAUUCAGACCAACAAGUCAGAUACCAAGAGACUUUAUUCUGUUUAUACAAAGUGGAAAUAUUAAAUCAAAAUGAACUGAAAGCGGAACAACUAAUAGAAAGCUUGAAAGAAAAAAAGCUGGCACUUGUGAAAUAUCUAAAUGACCAGGGGGCUCUCAUCUUACUCCCCUCAUCUUCCUUUGUAAAUGAAAAAGAUGCUGCUCUAGAUGAACCUUCAUGUCUUCAGGCCUUGUUUCUAAUUUCCUCAGCAGGGCCACAGUGUUCCACAGCAAAAGACCAGAAAUCUGAACACAGGGACAAUGAAAGAUCUUUGCAAGUCACUUUGGUUCUGCCAGGCCUUCGCCAUGCCUUGCUGGAAGCUGCUAAACAUCCAGACAGAGGACCUCCUCGUGGCGCUUGGGUUAAGCGGCAGAUGCGAGAAUUUGCAAAGCGAUGUAAGAAUUUGCAUUCGGUUUCUGACCAUCUUGACAGCCUACCUGUCUCUUUUGAUAUCUUUUCAAAGAAGUCUGACCUUGACACUCUUUCUGAAAAGUUUCCCCAGAACUCCUUUGCCCACUUGCAGUUUUAUUUGUUGCACCCUCAAAACUAUUCAUUGGAAAUGUCAGCAGCUGUCGCUUCCUUGGAUCCCAGUUCUCAGUCUCCCAGCUGCAGAAGUAAUGCACAGGAUCCUGACAGUUCUUCUGGAUUAAAUGUGGACCCAUUGCCUCCUGAGGCUUCUGAACCUUCUACCAGGCCUCGCCGUGCUGUGCAGUUGAAUCUACACAGCAAAAAUGCUGCAGCAAAGACCAGCCAAGCGAGCGACCGCCCUUUGCAACGGUGGAAGAGAAAAUCCAGCAGACUCCUGGGGGCAAGCACACGAAAGAUGUGGUCCCCCAUGAAGCCUGUGAACAUCUUGGAGAAGAGCAAAACUAGGAGGUUGUCCAAGAAGAAGAAAAAGAGUCCUUCUCCCUCUUCUUCUAACACACCAGAAUCUCCAGAAGAUUCAAACCAACUCACACUUCAAUUAAAAAAUCUCCAAUAUCCACUAAGGAGGAAGAGGGGUGCCGAGGUUUUGUCGGCAGAAUUCGUGCAAGGAACAAGGUGUGAGUCACCUGUCAAAGCCACAUCCCCUUCGGAAAGUCUUGCUGUGAUGGGAAAAAAGCAGCGGCUCUUGAGACCCAGAAAGGAUGAAGAAAAGGCCAAAACUGAGGAUCAAGUGGAGACGAGGAGGCCCAUCACAAGACAAAGCACCCAGCGUAGUAUGAGUGAAAAUGCCUUGGAAGCCCAGAAGGAGGCUAGUGAGAAGAGUGACCUUGAGAGUGAGAAAACCACUACUCAGGAUUCUGAAUCUUUGGAGAAAAAGGAUAAAUGCGACUCCCAUGCCUUGAACAUGUUGGCUGAUCUUGCACUGGGUAAUUCUCCAAUGUCCAGCGAUAGCAGUCAAGCCUCUUCAACUGGCAUUCCAUUGCAGGAAUGCUGUCAUCCGCAAGAUGGGAAGAUUUUGCCCAAGACUUCAGACCAUGAAUAUCACAGAGCCAUGAAAAAACUGGAAAGUGCUUCCCUUUCUGGCAAAGUUUCCCAACAUUCUCUUUUGUCUCCUGGAGAAGGUGAUCUAAGCCCAGAAUUGCCUUCAAGUUCUCAAGAGAGAACCUGCACAAGUUCAAGACAAAAGGGGAACAAGAAACCUGGUUCAGCAAAGUCCCAGGCAGUGCUUCCAGGAGAAGCUGCUGAUAUUUUGGAUCCAAACAUUCACACUCACGACAUUUCUGCAGAACAUUCAUACGCCUCUUCAGCAUUAGAGUCGUCAAAAAAAGGAGUGCCACAUUCUCCUGAUUUAAAGAAUGGGGUGAAGUAUGUGAAAUCUGGGGCCUUAUUGCCUCCCGGAAAAGUGUUACCUUUCCGGCAUCAGCUGACUGUUUGCCAUCAACAGAAACAGUUGAAGAACAAUGUGCAGAUUAUGACUGGAAGGUUAAAGGAAGACUUCUCCAAAUCCCACGAAGUGACCCUUCGUGACAGAACUGUUAAAGUGACUUUCCAGUGGGAGCCGGACUACCUUUUCACUUUAGAUAGCAAAUAUACAAACAAUUCCUUAGAGAAAACAGUUGUUCGAGCUGUGCAUGGGCCCUGGGAUGUCAGUCUAUCUGAUGGCAUCGAAGAAAUGAAGCUCAUACUUCACAUGUGGGUAGCUCUGUUUCACAGCAAGCCGUUUAAAUCCCCUACUGUAAGGACAGUGGUCGAGCACAGCAACCCUGCCAAAUACGUCUCUCUGAACCGUAUUAUAGAUCCUUUGGAACUUGUGGACAAUUCCGAGGGUGCGUACAGUUUGGAGAAAUGCCCUGCAGAUUCUAUUUCUGAGGCUACCCAGAUAUCCAGCAGAGUUGAAGAGAGAGCAAUUUCUCUCUCUGACAAACCCCUCUCUUGUAACGAACUGUCUUCAACAAAUUGCAUAGAGGAUGAGCUUCAGCCCACGAAUCCCAAGGAACCCAAUGAUCUGCUUCCUAAAAGAGAAGUUCUCCAGACCAUUGCCAGUAGUUGUGAGGAUGCAGUUCCUCCUUUGGUUGAGGUGGCUGAUGGGAAACUUGAAGGAGAGUUUCGGCUGGAUCCUGGCAUCCCUGUUGAGACCCUACAUGGAAACGCAUUGGGUGAAUCCAGUGAUGACAGUGCAAAGCAUUGGAAGUUGAGAGCAGAUGCAAAAACAGAAUCAAGUGAAGCGGUUAACUUAAGUGAAAUUUCCCAAAGUGAUGCUACUCCUGUAAACACCAAACUCCCAGACAAUUCAGGCAAACAGCACGUGAAAAACACUGCAGCUUCAGCUUCAGCGGAGAGUCUGGAAACAAGCAGUGCUUCUCUUGCAGAGGAGAAGAGGGAGAGCCACCGGAUUGGUGGAGUUGAGUUGCUACGUACUUCUGAAACAGCAUGGUUAGAAGCCAGUGCUCAAGAAGAUGGUGGUCUACAUUGUGAAGAAGUGAUAAAGUCACAGGAUCUUCCCAUGGAUGAGGAAGAUGGAAAUGAAGAGAGUGUGGAGUGGGAAUCGAUUGAUCUAGCUCUUUCAGACAGCAAUGAUACAGACGAGGAAUCCCGUGAUGUAGACCUGGAUCAAGAGGGAACUGAGGAAAUUGGUAUGGCAGAAGAAGGAGAAACAGGCCGCAUGGGUGGCAUGGCAUUACCAGCUGAGAGCCUACUUUUUCCUGUAAUAACAUCAGCUACAGUUUCUGAGUAUCAGAUGGACUUGCCCAACACUAAAGACGAUUCUGUAGUAUCACCUGCAAAUUCAACAUCUCUACAUCAAAAGAAUUUGGUUGAGGGUUUCUGCCUAUUACAUGAAGAUAUAGCACAAGACAGAGUGGAUUCAGUUCCUCCCCAGGCUAGCUCUGUUCAAGAUGAAAAAGUGGAAUUAUCAACAACUGAAGACACUGCUAUAUCUACCAGUCAAAUGGAUGUGGGUGAAAACUCUUUUAUUUCAUGGGAAAAUAAAGGGAUUAAGUCGGCAUAUUCUGCUUCUACACAUGAUUCUGAAUUGCUCCAAGCAGAAAAGGAUUUGGCAACUCAAGGGGAGUUGGAGAAAAAACCCUUGUUUCCAAACCCAGAUGAUUUAACUGAUAUUUCCUGUGAUUCCAUGGAAGAGAAAGAUCUCAGUCAGUCUAAUUCAGUUUCAGUACAGGCUACUCUUGAUGCAGCUGUAGAGUUCCUAGGGGACCAGGAAGUCUCAACAGAGCCAACCAAGCAUCACAUAUUCCUAAAUCGAAUGGAUUUGAUUGAAGAUAUUUCCCAGGAUGACAUUCACCUUGCAGAUUCAGUUGCCUUCCAAACCUCUGAAGGGUGCCAAGUACAGAACAGCCUAUUAACUCAAAGAGAAGCUACAGGAAACCAAGGCAGGUCUCUUCUAUUAGUUCAAAAUCUUGCACCUACAAAAGAAAUGGUUUUGAUACAAGGUUCCUGUGCUCCCCAGAAAGAGGAAGGAACCCCCUUAGUUAGUACAGCUCAAUUUCCAGAUGGUCCUGUGCAUCAAACAUCUCACGAAACAACAGAAUUGGUAAGGAACCAGGAAGACUCUUCUACCUCUGCCAGAACAACAGCACUUCCAGAGCCAAUGGAUUUGGCUGAAAACACCUGCAUUUCCCAGGAGAAGAAAGCAUGCCACCUGGCUGACACAGUUCCACUGAAAGCUAAUGAAGCCAUUCAAAUACAGCAAAGUACAGACAUCUUAGAGGAACAGAAUACCAGGCAACGCUUCAAGGCAGAUAACUGGAAAUUUCACUUGAACUCUGAAGAUCAAAAAUGCUGUGUUAAAAAUGAGAAUAUUGGAGCGACUUCGGCCAUUCGAGAUGUCACAUCUGAUGAGAAAAUAAACCAGAUAUCUCUUACCAUUUCUGAAGAUGUCAAAUCUGUCCUUUGUGAGUUGAUAGAUGCUGUGAGUGCCAGGAGUGAAGAGAGUGAGGAAACCUGUGCUCAAGAGACCUCAAGCUUAAAUGGGAUUAGUUCUUCAACUCUGGAGUAUGUGACUCCUCCUGACAGCGAAGAAGAGAAUACUACAACUGACCAGUUUGCUCGUACUGACCAAAGAUGGAUGGUUAAUGAAAAUUUAGAGCAGUGUAGGAUCUUUGCUCACCAGGAUACAGCUACUUCACAAGAACAAGAGGUGUGUCAUUCAGCACUGCAUGAAAACACGAGGUAUGAUCAAAUGAAUACAUUUGAAAAAAGGACUCCUCAAGAGAAUGAGCCUGCUUCUUCUGCACUAGAUGCUCUUCCGAGUUCUUCUUGCAUAGAUUGGCCAACAACAAGCACAACAAGCUUAUUGUACAAAUCCCCUUCGGUCAGUUUAGCUAACCCAAGAGAUGAUAAUUCCAUUGCUUCUGUGUUGUGUGAAACAGAAGUAGGACAAACUAGCCACAGAGCAUCCAUGUCUGAAGGGGAAGACCAGCUCAGUGAGGCAUUUGCUAAAGCUAGGGAUCUUUGUUGUACGAGGACUUUUCACUCUUCCCACAGGCAUGAAAGUUUUACAGGAGGGUUGGGACUAAUAAACUCCUUGAAUAAGACUUGGAGUGGCCCCACCCAAAGCACUCUAGAUAUGGAGUGUUUACGUUUUUAUUAUAGAGUAAAAGAAGUCCUCAGAAAACCACAACCUCCUACCUCCUCUGCAAAAGAGUUGUCACUCCCGGUAAAAGGCGAAGCGUUACCAUUGAGAAAGGUACCUGAAAUGCCUCUUUUAAACCCACCACUCAGGAGCAGAAGUCCUCUUCUGAUAACUAUUGUGAACCCAGGCCCAAGACAUGGCAUUUUACAUGAAUACCCAAGAAGAAGCCAAUACAGUGACACCUUUGAACCACCUCCUCUCACUUCCUCACAGGAGUCACUUGCCAGAGCUGCUAGAUACAAAAAUCAUGGGCAAGACCCAGUUGUUCCUUUUCACCUCAACAAACUAAAUUACAAGAAUAAGCUAAAAGAUUCCCGAGGGGAUAUCUCUGUCAUCAUGGAUGAAUUUGCAGAGUUCAGCAGGGUGAUGACGUUGGAUGACAGGCCAAGUAACCAAGGACGAGAACCAAAUACUACCACAGAAGACGCUCCAGAGAACAGAGUCCCUUCUUUGCCCAGGAGGACAGCUUCCUAUGAACAUCUCUUCACUGAACUGUGGAGCACAGUACAUACCAGACUUAAAAAUGUUGUCCAGGAGGCUUGCAAAAAAACUUAUGCAUUCUACCUGAUGGAAACAGAUGACGAUCCUUUCUUUGGGAGAGUAAAGAAUUUGCUGAAAAAAGCGGGACAUACAGAAACAGAGCCUCUGCUUUUUUGUAAGGCGAACCACUUGGAAACAGAGAGGCUGAUGGUCAUCAUUAGAAACGAGGACAUAUUUCCACACAUUCAUAAGAUUCCUUGCUUACUGAGGCUGAAGCGCUUUCCCAAUGUGACUUUUGCGGGAGUUGACAGUCCUGAGGACAUCCUGGAGCACACCUACCAAGAGCUCUUCCAAGGAGGAGGCUUCGUGGUGUCUGAUGACAAAGUGCUUGAGAUGAUGACUAUCGGGGAGCUGAAGGAAAUGGUCAAAACCUUAGAGACGCUCAAUGGACAUGGGAGGUGGAGAUGGCUCCUUCACUACAAAGAGGUGAAGAAACUCAGAGAGGAUGCAAGAGAAAAUUCUGCUGCCCAUGCCAAGGAAUCACUCCUGAAAUCCUGCCAGGGGGCCAAUAUUACUGAAGCUCUUCACUAUCAUCAGUGUGACUCCAAGGCUGUCUUGAGAUCUGAGCAUGUGAAUUGCUUGUUGAAUUUACAGGUUCAGCACAUCAGCCAGAGGUUUGCUGUGUUUAUCACAGAAAAGCUCAGCACUAACCGAGAGGCCUUGGAGAACAAGGGGAUCCUGGCACUGGAUGUAAAUACUUUCCUUACAACAGCAGAAGAUAUAGCAGUGCCGUUUAGAAGCAGCAGCAGCUAUUGAUACCCAGGAUGGAUGGCGUUUGAACUCUCUGUGAUCCUGGAGUACAACAAACUGCUUUUCUGUUCCAUUUUCUUAAAAUCCUUGGAGACACACCAUUUCCCAAAUAUGCACAAUAAAGGCUGCGCACGCAGCCCCCCAUGGGAUGUGUUUCUUUUAAAAUCCCCUCUUUCCUUGAAUGGAACGGCAACCGUUUUGUUUAAGAGCUGCAGAGAAGCGUUCUCAUUAUUUAACCACCAUGUGGAACAUCACAAGGAAAAUGUUAAUUAUAUAGAUAGAUUUGGUUUGUUAUCACUUGUCUUUGCAUAGAAGUAUGCAUUUUAAUUAUCCGAUUGCACAGUUACAUUAGAACUAUCAUAGGAAGAAAAAGCCUGUUUACUUGAAGGUUUUAGGCAUCAGUCCAUUUAAGCUGAGUUUUGUUUUUCAGAGACAGUACUUCUUGGGCCUACUGAGGCUGGGCUUUUUCCUGCUGAAGCAUUCACCACCAAACUAUUGUAUAGCUCCCUGUUCCUCUGAGCAGUUUGGGCAGGAUGACGCCUCAAUGGACUUGAAUAGGGUACUUGAAUCAUAAGCAUCUUAGGGUCUGGCGUUUUUGGUUUUUGUAUAGCCAUCUGAGGUUACUGUGAAAUUAAUUUUACUUUAUUUCCUUGUUUUGCAGAAGCCUACUAUUAAUGAAUGAGUAGAAUUAUUUACCCCCGUCCCCUUUGUAGAUAGCAUGGUUUGAAUCCUGGAAUAAGACCUCCUGUCUUUUUAAUGGUCUAUGUUAUUUGCAGUGAAGAGUUUAAACUAAAAUUACUGCAUUAAUAAACAUUGUAAGAAAGGUGUAUCCUCUUUGGAGAUUUUUUUUUUUUUUGUAACUAACCUUUAUAAAUAAAACUGACUCAACACGUUUUUUUAGCCUGA
Molecule: messenger RNA, 8655 nt
Organism: Sceloporus undulatus (fence lizard)
Lineage: Eukaryota; Metazoa; Chordata; Lepidosauria; Squamata; Phrynosomatidae
Gene: TASOR2
Product: transcription activation suppressor family member 2
Exons: 19
Coding region: 1117-7755 (2212 amino acids)
Biological process (GO): negative regulation of gene expression, epigenetic
Cellular component (GO): nucleoplasm
Source: RefSeq, a predicted model, not a curated record